Molecule: messenger RNA, 669 nt
Organism: Symbiodinium necroappetens
Lineage: Eukaryota; Dinophyceae; Suessiales; Symbiodiniaceae
Source: the annotation of a GenBank genome assembly
GUGGUCCUGCAGUCUGCGCAUGGUCCUUUAUCCUAGUUCCCUGUGGGAUUUACACCAUCUUUGCCGAGCGCCUGUGGCAAGAGUGGUUUCCUGUGGUGCCCAUUGCAGCCGCGCUCAUGUUUUUCGUCACGACGAUGCUGCUUUGCCUUACCUGCUGCUCUGAUCCUGGCAUCAUCCCGCGCCGGAAGUUCAUUCUCCAAGCUGGGAUGGAGAAGGAGCUCACCGAGAUGCUAGGUUAUGAAGUCCUUGGCAAGGGCCAGCCUACUGGUCAGCUUGACGUCGAUGGUAGCGCCAUGGUUCCCGAUGAGCUGAGACGGAAGGGCUACAAGUGGUGCCGCACGUGCCAAAUCGUGCGUCCGCCGCGCUCCUCCCACUGUCCUGAUUGUGAUCAUUGCGUGAUGCGCUACGAUCACCACUGUCCUUUCGUGAACAACUGCAUUGGCCAGCGCAACUACAUCUUCUUCGUGGGCUUCGUGAGCUCUGUGGUAUGCUUGGCCAUCGUAGUUCUGCCCGGUAUGGUCUGGUGCAUCCUUACCCCUGUCACGACAUCGGGCCUACCUGGACAGGAGGAGCCAAACAGCGAUGUUGUGAACACAGCGUUGAUGGUUGCCGUGAUCUCGGUGGCCAGUUUAGCUGGCCUUGCAUUUCUCUCCUUGAUCGUCUUCCUUG